This is a messenger RNA of Mangifera indica (mango), 977 nucleotides long. RefSeq names its product cold-regulated protein 27-like. The coding region runs from base 100 to 702 and encodes 200 amino acids. Gene Ontology annotation, biological process: response to cold; regulation of circadian rhythm. The record is from RefSeq and is a predicted model, not a curated record. The transcript is spliced from 4 exons. NCBI's taxonomy places the organism in Eukaryota, Viridiplantae, Streptophyta, Magnoliopsida, Sapindales, Anacardiaceae.
AUCAUAUUACAUUUCUUCCGCCUCCACCCUCCAUCUCUCAAUUCUGUUGUCCUUUAAAUUUAUCUUCUUAAAUCUGAGCAGGUUUUAAAUUAUACAUGCAUGGAUAAUUUCAGGAAAACUAAAACCCCCGCGAGUUCACGGACAUCUGAGUCAACUUGUCACCAGUCUGCCGGCCAGUUUGAUCAGGGGAUAAAAAGUUGGAAUUUGCAGGAUUCACCUGUGGCAGAAUCUGUGUCUACAGAAUGGACAGAUGAGAAGCACAGUUUGUACCUUAAAUCCAUGGAAGCAUCAUUUGUUAACCAAUUAUAUAACUCCACAGAUUUUCUUCGUUGGCGCUUCGAUCAAAAUAACGUAUCAGAUAUUGCAUCAAGUAGGCAAAUACAACGCCCAUCUUCUGGCCAGGUUCUUCGACGUGGUGGCUGGCUGAGGAUCAAUUUUCAAAGACCUGAUUUGAAACUACAUAAAGCAUAUGAAUCUGCAGGCAAAUCCCAAACUGUUUUAUCCAUGGGUGCUGUAGCUCUUGCAGGACCUGAAAAUCGAGCAACCAAUUCUAGUGGGAACAAAGCUGUGUCCUGUUAUUUGUGCCAUCAUGAUAUGCUUGGCAGUUGCACAGAGGCGUCAGAUCAGAACUUCAUUGAUGAUGAAAUUGAAGGUGAAAAAGCAAGCCGAAUGCGCAGCUCAAAGAAGAUGAAAACAACAUAAUUACCCCUUCAAAGUCAUGAUCCGGUGACAUGACAAGAAAAUGGUACUGAGCAGUAUGCUUUUUCUGUAAUCAACAGCCAGUUAAUAAACUUGCACCAGUGGCUCCCACUUAAGAUUGCAAUGGUUUGUUCAUUUUCUGACCUAAUGGGUGAUUGCAGGCAAUACUGCAUUAUAAUUUUUUUUUAAAUUUCUAUGUAUUGUACCAAUUUUGUUAAUAUGCUUUAAGGGCAGUGCAUGUAUUGACUUAAGAACAGGGAAAGAGGUUCCCACUCUCA